Molecule: messenger RNA, 1408 nt
Organism: Monomorium pharaonis (pharaoh ant)
Lineage: Eukaryota; Metazoa; Arthropoda; Insecta; Hymenoptera; Formicidae
Exons: 2
Coding region: 148-1326 (392 amino acids)
Source: RefSeq, a predicted model, not a curated record
UGGCAGCGAAUUGAAACCAAAUUUAGUGGUGGAAACGGUUGAAACAGGAUCGAAAUAGAUAAUGCCAACCUUUACUUUUUAGUAUAACAGUUACCGUUUAUUAGGUUAUAUUUUCUCAGAAAGAAAUCUAAUCUUAGUAAAUGAAAAAUGGAAAAUAAACGUGAUAUAUGGUCAUACGACGAAACUAUGACAUUAAUUCAUAUUUUAAAAGAGAAGAAAAUUUUGAAGAUCAUGGACAAUAAAAGAUUUCGCAUUGCAGAAAUUUUUAAAUCUUUAGAACAAGAGAUGAAAAAUAAAGGUUAUUGUCGAAGCGCAACGCAGAUACACAUAAAAUUUAAAGGAUUAAAGCGAACUUACAAUAAUUGUAGGACUGCGCUUUCAAAAAGUGGUGCAGGCGUGAAAAAAUGUAUGUUUUAUGAUGAGCUUGAUGAAUUAUUUGGAUGCCGACCUAUAAAUAUCCAAAAAGGAAUGGAUUCUUUAAAUGCUACAUCAUCAAUUGACAUGGAUAUGUUUGAUAAUAUUCCCGAUGCAGAUGGAGCGAUUCCAGGGUGUUCAAAAUUUUCUGAUAACUUCAAUAAUUCAGACAUUAAUGAAAGUGAAAAUCAAUUUAAAAGUAUUGAUAAAAGUAAUAUUACUAGUCUUAAUGUGACUGACAGUAUUAUUCGUAUAGAGGAAAAUUCAGACUUAACCAUUGAUAAAGGAGUUCAACAGCAAUUGGAAACACCAAUAAAUGACGAAAUAAUUGAUAAUAAUAAUGAUAUUGCAACGUUACUAAAAAAUAACACAAAUAAAGACUCUAAAAAAAGAGUUAAGUCUGCAAGAUCAACAAAUCGUCAAACAUUUGCUCAAGUAUUUGAUGGUUGUGUUGAAAAAUUAAUAAAAUCAAAUGAAGAUAUUACUAGGAUUGCUAUAGAAACUCAAAAUAAGAUGAUUAAUAAUAUUUUACAACAACAAGAAAAAAUGUUACAGCAACAAACUCAAUUAUUGAUACAAAAUUUGCAUGCUAAUACUUUACAAUCUCAAGUAACUACAAAUUAUUGUCCUAAUCCUGAACAGUUUAGAGGCCCAUUGCAAUCAUUUAAUAAUCCUCGUUUCGUAAAAGUACCACUUAGUGUUAUUCAAUCUUCAGAAAGAUGUUCGCCAGUUAUUGUCACGCCACCAUCUACGCCAACACCACCGUCAUUUGUACCUUUUUCAGUUUCUUUACCCAUAUCAACAACUUCCCCAACCAGUUCCUCAAUAACUUCCCCAACAAGUUCCUCAACAACUUCCGCAACUUCUUAUUAUUUUAAUUCAACCUCUACUUCAAAUCAAGUCACAAAGUAAGAUUGUUUAAAAGUAUCUUAUUUUUAUUUGAAAGUUUUAUGAGUUUUAUACAGUCUAUAUUUUAUUUUUAAAAGUAGAUUAU